GUUAUAGGAAGGCAUUGCAGUGAAUCAGUGAUAGAGGAAAUGGCCAAAGCAAUAGUGUGUGCUGGGAGCUGUGGUGCGGUGGCAUUUUUUCGACGGGCCAUGUGUAUAGAAUGAGGACUGGAGUCCAGAGGGAUUAAUACAAACUAUAAAGUUUUCUUCUCCAAAUCCAAUUUCACCUUCUUCUUCUUCUUCUGGAAACCCUAGAAAAUAAAAUAAAAAAGAAUGAUGAAGAAGAAGAAGAAGCAGGUGCCGGAGUGGUUGAAUAGUUCUCUGUGGUACUCUCCCUCCGACCACCACCGCUUUGACCCUCCCUCUCCUCCCUCUCCUCCUCCUCCUCCUCUCCCUCCCCCUGUCUUGGUCAGAGAAGAUCCACCGACAAUCCCAACCAAUCACAGCAUUUCUUCUGCGUCUGCUUCUGCUUCCUCCGCCGCUCAGACUCAGUUGUUGGUCGAGUUAUCUAGGAAGGUGAUAGACAUGCGUGAGUUGAGAAGAGUCGCUUCUCAAGAUAUUGCCGCCCCCGCCUUACGUCCUACGCUCUGGAAGCUUUUGCUUGGAUAUCUUCCGCCCGAUCGUGCCCUUUGGUCCUCUGAAUUAGCCAAGAAGAGGUCACAGUACAAACAUUUCAAAGACGACCUCCUCAUGAAUCCUUCAGAAAUCAUCAGGAGAAUGCACAACUCCACUUCCCAUGACAUCGAUGAUGCAAAGCCUCAUACUCGGGCCUUGCUUUCUAGAUCACAAAUCACUCACGGGGACCACCCUUUGAGUCUUGGCAAGACCAGCAUAUGGAAUCAGUUCUUCCAGGACACAGAGAUCAUAGAACAGAUUGACCGAGAUGUAAAGCGUACUCAUCCAGAUAUGCACUUCUUCUCGGGUGAUUCUCAAUUUGCAAAAUCUAAUCAGGAGGCUUUUAAGAACAUAUUAAUUAUUUUUGCUAAGUUGAACCCAGGUAUAAGAUAUGUUCAAGGGAUGAAUGAGGUAUUGGCUCCUCUCUUCUAUGUGUUCAGAAAUGACCCUGAUGAGGAAAAUGCGGGCUUUGCUGAAGCGGACACAUUCUUUUGUUUUGUUGAGCUAUUGAGUGGGUUCCAAGAUAAUUUUUGUAAACAACUUGACAAUAGUAUCGUUGGAAUCCGCUCCACUAUUACAAGAUUGUCCCAGCUUUUAAAGGAACACGAUGAAGAACUGUGGCGUCAUCUUGAGAUCACUACCAAGGUCAACCCCCAAUUCUAUGCAUUUAGGUGGAUUACUCUCCUCUUGACUCAGGAAUUUGAUUUUGCUGACAUCCUUCAUAUUUGGGACACCCUUUUAAGUGAUCCAGAGGGUCCUAAGGAGACACUUCUCAGAGUAUGCUGUGCAAUGCUAAUUCUCGUUCGUAGGCGCCUUCUAGCGGGUGAUUUCACUUCUAACCUCAAGUUGCUGCAAAGUUACCCCUCUACAAACAUUAGUCAUUUGCUCCAUGUAGCAAAUAAGUUACGUGUACAGUCAGUCUAAUGGUUUUCACUGCUGAUUUUUAGCUUUUUGCUUGUCUCUAACGUAGUGUUUCCAAUUUAAUGAUUGUAAAUUACUCUGUAAAUGUUGGUUCGGGGGCAGCAAUUUGUAUUUUUGCAUAAUCUGAUUUUUUUUUCUCCAUUUUUUAUGAAUGGUAAUCCCACAUUACUAUGAUCCUGGUGAAAUUCGCCUGUAUUCAGUUAUUCACCCUCCAAAUAACAAGAAAUUAUUGAAACUUUAA
Messenger RNA from Cajanus cajan (pigeon pea), 1726 nucleotides. RefSeq lists its product as uncharacterized. Gene Ontology annotation, molecular function: GTPase activator activity. The record is from RefSeq and is a predicted model, not a curated record. Lineage: Eukaryota; Viridiplantae; Streptophyta; Magnoliopsida; Fabales; Fabaceae. Gene Ontology annotation, biological process: intracellular protein transport; activation of GTPase activity.